AUGUUGCCAAUUGAAUAUAUUGUUCGUUCAAAUUCAUCAGAGACAAAUUUUAAUUUUGAUAUUUUUAAUGAACAAUGGUUAAAAUCGAAUGAAACUAAUCAAUUUCAUUGGAUUUGUCGACCAAAUUUGAAUGGAAUUCGUCAUCGAUAUGCAACAGAUUUGACUGAUCUUGAACGAAUUAAAAUUCGAUGUGACAUCAAUGAUCUUCGUGAAGAAACAAUUCGAGUCGAUGCUGAGAAAGGACUUGUAAUUAUCGAAGCAUUGCGACAAACACCUGACAAGAACGUUUUUGAAAAACGAAUUGAAUUGAGUAAUGAUGUCGAUAUACAAACGAUGAUGGCAUUUAUUGAUUCACAACGACACGAACUUAUCAUUGCAAUGAUCGUUGCUGAUGUUCAACAUCGACGUGAUCCGUUGACAUCGAUGAAUACAUCAUCACAUCGACGUUGUUCACUACAAAAAUCAUUUUCGAUUGAUGCACGACGAUCAUCAAUAUCAGGACCGACUACCAAUGAUCUACUCAUGGAAAUUCCAUCUGAAUUUAUUCUCACCGGCAAAACAUUACUCAUCGAAAAACAUACAGAAUUAUUCGUCGAUGGUCUUCAUAUCUCUCAACCUCCACAUCCAAUUCGAAUACAACACGGUUUAUGUAUUGUUGAGGUGCAUGACUCUUCAAAACAAUUAUCCAAUGAGAAUGAUUCUGAAUCAGUGAUACAAAUCAAAAUCGAUUUAUGCCCGGAAUUUCUUCGCAACGAACAAAAAAUUAUUCUUCGAGAAAAUUCAACGAUUCCUCUUGGAUCAUUAUCAGGCAAUUGGAUUGAUCUCUAUCGAGAUCAACAUUCAGCACCGGUCAUUGAUGUUUUCAUCGAAAUUAAUUCAGCUGAUUUGAUUCGAGGUCGAACAAUUCUCAUACAGAAAAAUAAUAUAUCAAUGAUCAAUCGAGAAGAAUGCAACGAUGAACAAAAACAUCUUUUGAACGAAAAUCCAUUCACAAAACGGGAUCGAUUGAAUUUGGACAAUCUUAUGGAAAUAACUCUCGAAUUGGCUCCAGAUGUGUUUUCUACUGGCAGAUCGUUUAUAAUCCGACAGGAACUCGCUUCUCCAUUGGCCGUCGAACUUCAACAACAUCAUCAUCAUCAUCAUCAUUCUCCUCUUGACUCCGAUCGAGAACAGAUAAAACAUGAUGAUACCGAAACAAUAAUGUCAAUCAAAAAAUUCAUGACAAAACGUGUAUGGAAUCCAUCAUUAUCGUCCGAUGAGCGUCGAUUACAAUUUUGUGUUCCUUGUCUCAAUGCAACGAUGAAAACUCAACCCGAUCAAUAUCAAAUCAAGAUAGAUGAACAUCAGCAUCAUCUACGUGUUGAACUUCAUUUAGAACCGAAUUAUAUUCGAUAUCGAGAAGUUCUAUUGCCUGUCUCGGUUCAACUCAAUCAACUUACAUGUCAUUUCGAUGAUCACAUGACUUCUCUGAACGUUUCUGUUCCUCUUCAGUGA
This is a messenger RNA of Rotaria sordida, 1494 nucleotides long. The record is from the annotation of a GenBank genome assembly. NCBI's taxonomy places the organism in Eukaryota, Metazoa, Rotifera, Eurotatoria, Philodinida, Philodinidae.